This is a messenger RNA of Bufo bufo (common toad), 4583 nucleotides long. It is a transcript of the gene CCDC17, whose product is annotated as coiled-coil domain containing 17. The record is from RefSeq and is a predicted model, not a curated record. Lineage: Eukaryota; Metazoa; Chordata; Amphibia; Anura; Bufonidae. Bases 27 to 4391 code for a protein of 1454 amino acids. The transcript has 31 exons.
CUUCUCGCUUCUCCCCCGCGGGCAGGAUGGCGGAUCUGGGCAGUCACCGCUGCCACAACUGUAAUAUGGUUUUCCGCACCUUCUCGCUCCUGGAGAAACAUAGGGAGAAAUUCUGCAUCGGAAGCCAAAUCGGAGAUCCCAGCGCCCUGAGCACCCGAUACAGCGGCCCAGGCGCCCCCACGCGAUUAUCCGGCGGCAGAGAAUUCCCACGCACGGCGGAGACGCCAGAUUUCAAGACACGAGACAGCAUCGCGCGACUGAGGGCGAGAGAGGACCUGCUGAACGAGCGGGAGCAGCGGCUGAUCGGGGGGCCACCGGGGAGCCUCACAGACAGCAAAGCGUUAAGGAACCUGACGGAGGAGUUCCACAUGUUGAGGAAAUCUCUGGAGGCUUCUGUCCCGACGCUGCGAUCCAUUCAGUUUCAGGGCGAGCCUGGACUUUCCUCCCAGUGGGAUCGAGAAUACCGAGAACGCAUUCUGGAAAUGACACGGGCGCACGAACGCCACCUGGCCGACAUCCAGGCCCGGAACCAGGCUCUGGAGAUGCAGAGAGAAGAAAUCCGUCAGCGGCUGUCCGACGUCGCCAGCAGCGGCAGCAGCAGCUCCACCGGCCACUUCGAACAGAUGCUUCUGGAGUUAAAGGCUCAAGAGGAGAAGAGCCAACUGGCGCUCGAUGCUCUGAGGGACCAGGUGGUGCUCAUCCAAUCAGAGAGCAGGGCUAAAGCAGAGAAGGUGAAUAAAGAUCGUCCGCCCAGCACGAAGAAGGAGAGAGCUCCGCUCACCAUCAUCCCCUUCCCCGUCCGCGGCGGCAGCCUCUCCUCCGAGAUCAGCGCUCUCCAGCUCGCCUAUGUCCAGAGCGGUGGCAGCGACCCGGCUGUCCUGGCACAAAUGAGGGACCUGCAGGCGGAGGCCUUGGCGUUCGAGGAGAUUCCCCACAAGCAGGACCGGAAAGAGAAGAAGAAGAAACGCCACGAUGACGGCCCCAGGACACUGGAUGUGGAACUCAUGGCGGUGGAUCUCGAAAAUCAACGUCUUCAAGAAGAAAUCUUCAAUUUAAAGCUGCAUCGGGGCCGGAAAAAAACAGAGACCGGGGACUCAGAGUUGGCUGAGCUUCAACGUGAACAUCUUCAACAAAUGUCUCAGCUCCAAGCAGACAUUGAGAUGCUCAGAAGGGACGUAACUAGAAUGCCUCCUCGGGGGGGCCACGGACCCCCACCCUUCCAACCUCCACCCUUGGCUCCUCCACUCCCACCUACUGUUCACCCACCAGGACAGCCUCUAGGCAGACCAGAGCCAACCAUUGCCAUGGGGGGGCUGGACACUCUACGACCUCCAAGCCCAACAGCAAACAGACAUAUUCUGGAGCCUCUGGAUGCACUGGGACCAGCGCCGUAUGACCCAGUGUCUGGCUUCGUCAUCUUCUACGACUUCAUACUGGGGCUGGAGCCAACGUUCCAGAAGGUGCGGCUGGUGAGCGGGCUGUAUAGUAAUGGGCACAGCAUGGGCAAACCGUCUACCCUCCCAGAUGCCCAUUCCGAGGUGUGGAACUCAUCCCAACACCUGGUGAAUAAUCCCAGAGGGAAUAUCGCAAUGUUACGAGCCAAGCAGCCGAUACCAAGGGUUCGGCCGUCUGCCUCUAUUUCUCUUAUCAUGGAGCUUCAAGCUGCCGGAGGAUUCAAUCUGUACGGCCAGGAGGUUCAGCACAUGUCGUCUUCUGGCUGGACAAAGCUGGACCUGUUCGAUCAGCACAACCAGGUCCUGAGCGGCCGGUGGAAGCUGCCAAUAAGGGCCCUACCUAUCCGCCCAGGCCUGAACACUGGUCAACUCAACACAGUCCCACAGGUUGGAAAAGCAGAACUUUAUGUCCGUGUCAUCAAUGCCAGAGACGCUGAUCUCCAGUCCAUGGCGGAGAUAGACCCCAGGAACUCCUCGCUCCACCACUAUCCUCCACUGAUGCCCGUUCCUGCUGCAGCCGCUACAGAUAACCCCGCACCUGCGCUGGCCCCCCGACUGCCCCCCAGCUCAUUUCACCCGGCUCUCGCCCCAUACACUGACUAUGUCGAUCCACCCCCAGUCCAGGAGCUUCCAAACCAGCCGAGGGAUAAUGGUGCAAAAGAGAAAGAAAGGAAAGAAGAGCGGGAAACAGGGACUAGAGUGGGCUUCAUCAUAGACAGAGUGACCGAGGCCCCCCCAGGAGAUGGGACGCUGAGACUGACCGGAUACCACAUGAACACUGGACAGGUGAUUCGCACACAGGGGAUGGGGAUGUCCUGUAUUAUUUCAGCUGUCAGCUCUACGGUCCAGAGCAGCUGCUUCAUCUUCGGGGAGCAGGAGGCGAUAUUCGACAAGGUCGCUCCAGAGGAGGAUAUGCUGCUGAUGCUGCGCUUCUACCACUGGCCCGGGGGCAGCACCGCCUGGGCUCCAUGGCACUACCGCAAGAGUCUGCAGCCCCUGCUGGCCAGUGAGGAGUGGGCCGUGGCCUGGACUGUGGUCAGACUCACCAGACCGCAAUCACCGGAUGCUGGAGCAGGUUCUACCGAUCCUGGGAGCCGCCACAUUGAGUGGAACACGGGAAUUCAUGAGCUCCCCCUGUAUCACCGUCCGGCCCCCCCGGUGCUCGAGCUUUGUGCCAUUCGGCCGGACAGCUACGUGGAGACGUUUGAGCCGUACGGUGGCGCCAGGUUACGGUUCUGCAUGUUCAGCAAAAUGCGACCGGAUUUUCCUUUUCCUGUGGAGUCUCCAGUCACAGACAGCAAUUGCGGAGUUCUCCCAGAGGGUGUAUACAUUCCUCAUUCCCGGAGGACCCCCCCUGCAGAGUCUUUCCAGUCUGAUGACAUCAUCGGGCUCUUCAUUGACGGUGCGCGGUUCCUGCCUGAUGCCGUGACGGUCACUUGGGUCACUGGGAGGGUAUUUGACAAGAACUAUGACCAGAUUGGGCCAGAUAUCUGCACCGGGAUCGACUUAAGCAGCGACAUCUUCCAACCGUCCUAUAAUUACUCAGUAGAGAUCAUCUCUCCAAACAUCUCGCCUACCGCCACCCUGCUGCUGAAGGUUUAUACCAUAGAUCGCUUCACCAGGGAUCUGGCUUUGAUCGGUUGGGCAGCGAUUAAUCUCUUUGUAGAGUCUGGAACCCUUAUAGCCCCAAAAUCCGAAUCUGGAGACGUUCAGAUCGCAUUAAAUGAAGGGGCGCACCAGAUCCGCAUCUACCACCGCCCCCCGCCUACCGACCAGGCGUUUUCUGUGGAUUCACUGACAUCAUCAGGACGCGUUGUGCCCUGCGCCACAUUAUUACUGCGCAUCACCAAGGCCCGAUCCAUGACCACCGCCAGGGGGCGCCCCGAAUACUCUGAGCAGGUUUAUUUCUCCGACACAGCUCUCCCCACCCUGGGGGAAACUCAGCUGUACAGAGCAAUGAUGAACAGGUCGAUGGUACGGGUCAGGGAGGUGAUUCCUCGUCUCGCUGGCAGCUCUGCGCAGGGUCUCUUGACUGACGAACUCCUUUCUGAUUGGGUAAAUAAGACAUUUAUAGAGAAGAUGAAGGAAGCCCCCCGACCCUUUCAGCUGUGCUGCGUCUCCCCAUAUCUUAUCACGGCAGGCAUGAAGAUCUCGGUGGACACAGCCCUGAAUUUGCCAUGGUCAGGUUUCACCUUCGCUCAUAUUUGCUUCAACCCCCCAGCAGCCUAUUAUUAUGGGCACCCAUGGAUGACAUAUGACCGCGCCACGACCAUAUAUGACAUCAAUCUGAACAGUGAUCAGCGUUGUCCAGCAUGGCAGGAUGGAUUUAAGACCUUCACUCGCAGAAUUUUCCAUGAACAUCUGACCCUCAUCAUCCACCUACAUGAGGUUGUGACACUAGCACCGGAGAGUAAUGACUCUGAGCAGAUUCGGUCUGGAACAUCAACGCUGGAAACCGCACCUAUGCUCAGACCGGCUUUGCAGGCAUGGACGGCACUGGGGGUCUUCUACCAAAGCUACUGUAACCUGGGGGUGUUCCAGCUGCCCCUAUACCAAGGAGCCCCCAGCCAGACUGCGUUGCGUGCUCUGCGGUCUGGAAACUGCUGGGAAAAACUGCAGGAGAUGGAACAGGAGAGAAAGAUCAUGAGGUUACCGGCAGCGUCUGUCAUUGUGCGGAUUGCUGACGGACGGCGCCAGGCGGAGGUAACAACCUACAAUCCGCAGGAUGUAAACCAGAUGUACUUACCGGACGACGCCAUCGACUCGUACACCGCACAGCCAAGUGGGAGAAGCCUGGCAGACCUCGUGCCAAGCACGCAGCAACCAGACAACUUCAAGACUCUCCUCGUGAACUGGUACAGAAAGUACCUGAUGUCUCAUCCACAAUCCACCACAGAUCCGACACCAGGAGAGGACGACCCUUCAACAAACUGCUAAUCUGCGAGCGGCCAUCCUAAACACCGCACCGGUCUCUGCCGUCACCCUGUGAUCACUUGGGCAUAGAUCUGCGUUAUACAGUCGUACGCCCCGUAACGGAGGUUGAGGCACUGACGCACGCUCAACCUCCUCCGUGUGCUCACAUGUGGCAGCAGUGAUGCCGUUUUCUGCAACAUUACAAUGUAGUUACUU